Oryctolagus cuniculus (rabbit) is the source of this 3728-nucleotide messenger RNA. RefSeq names its product adhesion G protein-coupled receptor A1 (gene ADGRA1). Gene Ontology annotation, cellular component: plasma membrane; glutamatergic synapse; postsynaptic density. The record is from RefSeq and is a predicted model, not a curated record. Gene Ontology annotation, molecular function: G protein-coupled receptor activity. Lineage: Eukaryota; Metazoa; Chordata; Mammalia; Lagomorpha; Leporidae. Gene Ontology annotation, biological process: cell surface receptor signaling pathway; G protein-coupled receptor signaling pathway.
GGGAGAACCCAGCGUGCCCGGCCGGGCCCCCUCCCCGGCGGGGAAGCCGGGGGCGAGCCUGCCGGUGCGCUCGGUGCGGCGCCGGGCGCCCGCCCUGCUGACUCACGCCGGGCCUCCGCCCGGCGUGCUCGGAUCCGAGAAUGUCUUGAUACAAAGGCGGAAAAGACUCCUCCGGAAUCGGUGUCCUCGCCGUCUUUUCGUCCUUGGAGCCCGCAGCCGGCAGGGCCGCCCCUGGGCGACGCGGCGGGCGCGUUCGCGGGGACCGCUCCCGCGGCCGGGCGCUGCGGUGUGACGGGCGGCCGGCCGCGCGGCUGCGAAGAGCCAUUGCUGCCGCAGGGAGCCGGCCACCGCGCCGCCGCCGUCCGCGCCGCCCCCGGUCCCCAUGGUGACGGCGCCCGCUUCCCGGCCGCGCCGCGUCCCCGGCUGUCGCCGCGGAAGGCGGGCGCGCCUCGGCUCCGGCCCUGGCAGCCGCCUGCCCGGGGCGCGCUGAGAGCGGGCUCCGCUCGGCCGCCACGCGUCCCCUCCCGGCGCGGGGGCCGUGCCCACCGCGGCGGCCGCCGGCUGCAGCCCUGCAAUCUGUUGAUCGCCGGCCGGCCAGCGGCCCUCUCGGAAGGGGAGGAAGCUCUGCCCAGCUCAGGGCGCCCGCCGCGUCUCGCCAGCCGUGGGAAGCGCCCUGCCGGGGCCUCUCCAGCCGCUCCUGCCGAAAUAGAUGGGUGAGCCUCGAGACCCCCACUCGCCCCGUCACGGUCACCCCGAGGUCCCUCCCCCGGGAGUGGGAGCCCAGGGCCACCGUGUGGGACUUUGACCUUCCGGACGGCCAUGGAGGCUGGCGGGGAGCAAGGCGCCACGUAACCACCCAGCUGGCGACCCCACCUCCACGGUGCCACUCUUCAGUGACUCCCAGUGCUCAUGGGUCCAGCUCCUGGGGAGCCGGGGAGGCCCAGCCUGGGCAACCCCCGCCUGCAGUGGAAGAUCCAAGCCACUUGUCCUGUUGGGGUCCCGGUGACCACUUCCUGUUCCCACGAUUUGAAGGCUGUGCUGUCCCUGCCCCAGUACCCAGGGGAGUUCCUGCACCCCGUGGUGUACGCGUGCACCGCGGUCAUGCUGUUGUGCCUCUGCGCCUCCGUCCUCACCUACAUCCUGCACCAGAGUGAGAUCCGGAUCAGCCGGAGAGCCCGGCACGCACUGCUGAACUUCUGCUUCCACACGGCCCUGACCUUCACCGUGUUCGCUGGCGGCAUCAACCGCACCAAGCACCCGGUCCUGUGCCAGGCGGUGGGCAUCGCGCUGCACUAUUCCACGCUGUCCAGCUCGCUGUGGAUCCUAGUGACCGCGAGGGACAUCUACAAGCAGGUGAACAAGAAGGCCCCACCGUGCCCCGGCGCAGACCGGCCGGACGCCCAGCAGCCCCUGCUCAGGUUCUACCUCCUCAGUGGGGGGGUCCCUUUCAUCAUCUGCGGGGUCACAGCCGCCACCAACAUUGGGAACUACGGGACGGAGGACGGGGACGCAGCCUACUGCUGGAUGGCCUGGACACCCAGCCUGGGCGCGUUCUACGGGCCGGCCGCCUGCAUCACGCUGCUCACCUGCGUGUACUUCCUGGGCACCUACGUGCAGCUGCGGCGCCACCCGGAGCGCAGGUACGAGCUCCGCGAGCGCACGGAGGAACGGCAGCGCCUGGCGGCGCCCGAGUGCGGCCUGGGCCACGGGGCACCCACGACGCCGCCCGCCUGCGAGGCCCCCGCGCCCUCGCAGCUGCAGAAUGAGCACUCGUUCCGGGCCCAGCUGCGGGCCGCCGCCUUCACGCUGCUCCUGUUCGAUGCCACGUGGGCCUUCGGGGCGCUGGCCGUGUCCCAGGGCCCUUUCCUGGACAUGGUCUUCAGCUGCCUGUACGGCGCCUGCUGCGUGACGCUGGGGCUCUUCGUGCUCAUCCACCACUGCGCCAAGCGCGAGGACGUGUGGCGCUGCUGGUGGUCGUGCCGCCCCGCGCGCGGCGCGCUCCGCAAGGGCCCUGCGCUCGACGCCAACGGGGACGCGCUCGGGCCCGCCGCCUGCCUGCAGGACUCGCCGCACCCCGGCCAGCCCCGGGCCUUCGGCCACUGCAAGAUGACCAACCUGCAGACCGCCCAGGCCCACGCCCGCUGCCUGUCGCCCGCCACCCCCUGCUGCGCCAAGACGCACUGCGCGCCGGCGGAGGAGGAGCCGGGGUUGUGCGAGGACGCCGCCUGUGCGCACGGCCCGCACCUGCACCGGUGCCUGCCGGCCAGCGCCGAACCUCUCUACUUCGGCGGGCGCGAGUACGCCUACCACCUCCCAUCCAGCCUGGACGGCAGCCCCCGCAGCUCCCGCACAGACAGCGCCCCCAGCUCGCUGGACGGCCCCGUGGGGGCGCACGCGCUGGCCUGCUGCGACCAGAGCGACCCCUUCGCCAGCGUCGGCGAGCCGGCCGGCGGCGAGACCAGCCCCGGGCUCUAUGGCUGCGCUCUGCGGCCUGGCCGGGAGGCGGCCCUCGGCCCCGCCCAGCUCGAGCUGCUGCGCAGGACGCAGUCCCUGCCCUUCGGCGGCCCCGGCCAGAACGGGCCGCUCCAGGGCGACGCUUGCGCGGCGCUGCCGUUUGGCACCGACGGUACUGGCAACAUCCGGACAGGGCCCUGGAGGAACGAGACCACCGUGUAGGGGCGGGGGCGGCGGGGCCCGUGGGGUCGCUGAGCUUCUCAGAAGCUGUCCACGCCACCCCCUUCCAGAGAGACCCCGGUGAGUGGGCUCCAAGCCCCGCCAGUCCCACUGCAUCCGCCCGCAGGGUGCCCAGAGGUGUUUGCGUGGGCAGCCGCCAAGGCCGCGGUGCAGGGCAGCCCAGAGCCAGUGACGGCAGUGAGGAAGCCACCCUAGGACCCCAGCGUGGCCAAGGCCGCGGGGCCCCCGUAGGGCCCAGCUCUGCCCUCUCCUCAUGUUGUGUGUGUGUGUGUGUCCUGUUCUGCUCCAGGGGCGGCGCAGCGGUCCGGAGGCCACAGCCGCCUCCCUCGCUGCAGCUAGGUGCACCCACAGCGCCCCGGGCCCACUGUCAGCGCUGUCCCAGGCACAGCCCCGGCCAUGUGGCCCUGAGACCACGGGGAUGCUGUGGGGCCAGGCAGCGAUCUGGAAGGACCUCCAGGGCAGGGGCCGCUGGGCCGUGGGCAGCUGGACAGAGACGUUCCCUGGAUGGGGCCUGACCUGUGCCCCUCUGUGCGCUGCGGGAAGCCCAGGAGCCUCCUGCGACAGCCGAGGCCUGGGGUCAGACUGGCACAGCCCCUCCUCCACAUGCUCAGUCUGCCACCUGCUCACAGGUACAUGUGCACAACACACGUGCCUCGUACACACAGCACCCCGAGCUCCAGGUCGUACUCUGCAGAGCCCUGUCCAUGCCCAUGUCUGUGUCCCCGUCGGCCGGGGUCUCCCCGUGUGCUCUGCCCACCGGGAGGGCCGUGGGGCUCCCCCUGGCUGCAAGGGCAGAGUUGCCCGGGCCAGGCCCAGCGUCAGGACAAGCAGCCCUGCUUCCGCCAGUGACCUGGUAACUCACCUCCUUCCGCCCGCCGUGAGCUCCUCGUGUCCUCCUGAUAGUCGGCCAGGCCUCGGCCCCUGCCUCCCCGCCCUGCAGCUUCUGUGGCUGCACAGACCAGGCCCUGAGCCACGCUGAGCCCACACUGUAGACACAGAGCCCUCCCAGUGAAAAUACAGGAUUUUGCACUGUU